This is a messenger RNA of Diceros bicornis minor, 4115 nucleotides long. It is a transcript of the gene PDXDC1, whose product is annotated as pyridoxal dependent decarboxylase domain containing 1. Gene Ontology annotation, biological process: carboxylic acid metabolic process. The record is from RefSeq and is a predicted model, not a curated record. Gene Ontology annotation, cellular component: intracellular membrane-bounded organelle. NCBI's taxonomy places the organism in Eukaryota, Metazoa, Chordata, Mammalia, Perissodactyla, Rhinocerotidae. Gene Ontology annotation, molecular function: pyridoxal phosphate binding; carbon-carbon lyase activity. The transcript has 24 exons. The coding region runs from base 130 to 2538 and encodes 802 amino acids.
UCCGCCCCGCGGUCCGCGGGCGCGGGGCACGUCAGCGCUGCCAGCGUGGAAAUCGCGGCGGGGCGCGGGAGGCGGAAGUAGCGCCCGGGGCCGCCGGACCUCCGUCGGGCUCCGCCGGCCGCCUCAGCCAUGGACGCGUCCCUGGAGAAGAUAGCAGACCCUACGUUAGCUGAAAUGGGAAAGAACUUGAAGGAGGCCAUGAAGAUGCUAGAGGACAGUCAGAGAAGAACAGAGGAGGAAAAUGGAAAGAAGCUCAUCUCAGGGGAUAUUCCAGGGCCACUCCAAGGCAGUGGGCAAGAUAUGGUGAGCAUCCUCCAGUUAGUUCAGAAUCUGAUGCAUGGUGAUGAAGAUGAGGAGCCCCAGAGUGCCCGAAUUGCUACAGCUGAAUUGAUGGGUGGCAGGCCACGUUGUCUAAUCCAGAAUAUUGGAGAACAAGGUCAUAUAGCUUUGUUGGGGCAUAGUCUGGGAGCUUAUAUUUCAACUCUGGACAAAGAGAGGCUGAGAAAACUUACAACUCGGAUACUUUCAGACACUACCUUAUGGCUAUGCAGAAUUUUCAGGUAUGAAAAUGGCUGUGCUUAUUUCCACGAAGAAGAAAGAGAAGGACUUGCAAAGAUCUGUAGGCUUGCCAUUCAUUCUCGCUAUGAAGACUUCGUAGUGGAUGGGUUCAAUGUGUUAUAUAACAAGAAACCUGUUAUAUAUCUUAGUGCUGCUGCUAUGCCUGGCCUGGGCCAGUACCUUUGUAAUCAGCUCGGCUUGCCCUUCCCCUGCUUGUGUCGUGUGCCCUGUAACACUAUGUUUGGAUCCCAGCAUCAGAUGGAUGUUGCCUUCCUGGAGAAACUGAUUAAAGAAGAUAUAGAACAAGGAAAACUGCCCCUUUUGCUUGUUGCAAAUGCUGGAACUGCAGCAGUGGGGCACACGGAUAAGAUUGGGCGUUUGAAGGAGCUCUGUGAGCAGUAUGAGAUAUGGCUUCACGUGGAGGGUGUGAAUCUGGCAACAUUGGCUCUAGGUUAUGUCUCCUCAUCAGUGCUGGCUGCGACCAAAUGUGAUAGCAUGACGUUGACUCCGGGCCCGUGGCUGGGUCUGCCGGCUGUUCCUGCAGUGACGCUUUAUAAACACGACGAUCCCGCCUUGACUUUAGUUGCCGGACUUACAUCAAAUAAGCCAGCAGACAAACUCCGUGCCCUGCCACUGUGGUUGUCUUUACAAUACUUGGGACUCGACGGGAUUGUGGAGAGGAUUAAGCAUGCCUGUCAACUGAGUCAGCGGUUGCAAGAAAGUUUGAAGAAAGUGAACCACAUCAAAAUCUUGGUGGAAGAUGAGCUCAGUUCUCCAGUAGUGGUGUUCAGAUUCUUCCAGGAAUUACCAGGCUCAGAUCCAGUGCUUAAUGCUGUCCCAGUGCCCAACAUGGCACCUUCAGCAGUCGGCCGGGAGAGACACUCCUGCGAUGCACUGAAUCGCUGGCUGGGAGAACAGCUGAAAGAGCUGGUGCCCACGAGUGGCCUCACCGUCAUGGAUCUGGAGGUGGAGGGCACGUGUGUGAGGUUCAGCCCUUUGAUGACAGCAGCAGUUUUAGGCACUCGGGGAGAGGAUGUGGAUCAGCUCGUAGCCUGCAUACAGAACAAGCUGCCGGUCCUGACCUGCACACUGCAGCUGCGGGAGGAGUUCAAGCAGGAAGUGACAGGAACCACAGGUCUCCUAUACGUGGAUGACCCUAACUGGCCUGGAAUAGGGGUUGUCAGGUAUGAACAUGCAAAUGAUGAUAAGAGCAGUUUGAAAUUAGAUCCAGAAGGGGAAAAAAUCCAUGCUGGACUCCUGAAAAAGUUAAAUGAACUGGAAUCUGACCUUACAUUUAAAAUGGGCCCUGAGUAUAAAAGUAUGAAGAGCUGUAUUUAUGUCGGCAUGGCGAGUGACGACAUAGAUGUUUCUGAACUAGUAGAGACCAUUGCAGUCACAGCCCGAGAAAUUGAGGAAAACUCAAGGCUUCUGGAAAACAUGACAGAAGUGGUUCGGAAAGGAAUUCAGGAAGCUCAGGUUCAACUGCAGAAGGCAAAUGAGGAGCGACUUCUGGAAGAGGGGGUGUUACGGCAGAUCCCUGUAGUAGGAUCCGUGCUGAAUUGGUUUUCUCCAGUCCAAGCUUCACAAAAGGGAAGAAGUUUUAACUUAACAGCAGGCUCUCUGGAAUCCACAGAACACACAUAUGUCUACAAAGUACAAGGCACAGGAGUAACACCACCUCAGACCCCCUCAGGCACUCGCACUAAACAGAGACUUCCAGGACAGAAGCCUUUUAAAAGGUCCCUAAGAGGUUCAGAUGCCCAGAGUGAGACAAGCUCAGUCAGUCACAUUGAAGACUUAGAAAAGAUGGAGCACCUGUCUGGUGGGCCGGAGCAAGAUGCCCUGGAGGCUAACAGUCCUGAGCAACACCCAGGGACUCCCACCCCUCAGGAAGGCGAGCAGACUGGGGCCCUCCAGAACAGGGCCCAGCGCCCAGAAGAUGACCACCCACAGGUAGAAGAACCGGAGAGCUUAAGAUAAAAUUCAGUGUUUGCUUUGAGACUGUUCUGAAUAGUUUCAGGGAAGAUGAAAUUAUACUGAAAAUGUGAACUGUGCCAUAUGCUAAUACAAGAGAAAUUACCAUUAUUUGUGCUUUACUGGGAUUUCUGCACAAAUAUGUGCCUGAAAGCCAGGCUUUCUAGAAAGGCAAUUGACUUGUCUAAUUUUAUGGGUAUGUAGAACAACCAACAACUAUUGUUUCUGUCUACCCAAACAUUUUUCCCCGAGUUACCAUAAACACUUUUUAUUCACAAAGAACACUUAGAAUUUCAAGUGCCUGCCACUUGAAACACUUGCUCUUAUCUUUCGAAACAUAAGCGUAAGAAGUUACUAGGUUGCACACAGAACUUUUUGGUCGGAAGCUUUCUUCAGAACUCUCUGGGUUCUCUGCUGCACUCUGCAGAGGGCAGACAGAUAGCAUUCUUGGCCAUCUGUUUUAGUUGGUGUUUUAGUAGUUUGAUCAGGUUGCAGUAUACAACUGGAUUGUGUUUGGCUUGAAGGAGAAUGGGUUUCAAUGGGAUUGUAAAUAUGAGUGUCAGAAGCCCUCUCCAGCCAUCCCCAACUGCUGCUUUCCCUGGACACGAAAGUAAGGACUGUGUCCAUUCAAGCUGUGGCAGGGUCAUCAAGCAAAUUAGAGCGGGCAGUGCUUCUGUCUGUGACUUUCCUCUGCCACAAAUCCAUUUCUCCCUUUAUAUACUAUUUGUAAACAAAUUAAAGACUCAUCUAUAAAGAGUUAACUGUAAAGACUCUGCUUGACCAUAUAUAUAUGUAUAUUUUUAAAUACUGGUAAAGCUUUUAAAUUGGCACACAGCUACAGACUGUACUCAUUUCUAUGUUUAAUAUCUGAAAACCCGAUAGAUGCUACUCUUAAGAGCCUAAUAUUAAAUAUGGUGUGGAGCACCUAGUGAAGUUUCAAUUCUAAAAUAAGUAUACUUUUGACCAGUUUCACAUGGGAGCUUCUGUAGCUUCUGUUCUACUAGCAGCUCACCCCUUUGGGUCCAACUCAGAAACAAGAACCAGAAAAGUGAUCUUUCUCAGGCUGAUCAAGCCAGACUACUGCUGAAAAAACUGGAAGUAAGCCCUUACUUACUGCCUGUCUCUGCUUUCCCAAAAGCACGGCAGCACUUCAUUUAUCACAGGUGUGGCCCCUGUGCCUUUUAGUCCAGCCAAGUCAAGCUAUUGAGACUCAAAGAUGGUGGGAAGUCACAUAGGGUAUGUGGACUGUAGUAUUGGAAGCCUUAGUUUAUACCACAUUAAGCCUAUAAUUACACUCUGAUUUGAUGUGAUUUCUGACAUUUGGCACUGGUCAAAAUGCAAUUUUCCUUUUUCUUUUUUUUUUGGGGGGGGGUACAGAUGAUUAAACAAAGUCUUCCCUGUUUAUUUGGUGCAAUGAAGUAUAACAGAUAAAAUGGGGGAAGGGGAAAUUAUCACCUUUAACAAAAUUAAUUUUUAAAUGUUUUUAUAUAUAUAUGGAAUUGUUAAUUGGUUUUGCUGAACCAGAAUUUCACCCUUGAGGUACUAUUUGAAUGUUGGUUUCAAUAAACGUUCUUGAAAUUGUU